ACAGAUUAUCUGCAACAACAGAAUUUGCACUUGUCUACCAUCAACAGCCAAUCAAAUAAUGCUUCCUAUCAAAAUUCCCACCAUUACUUUCUCCAACCAGCACAGAACACAAACAAAAACAACAACAACAAAACUAAAAAAACAAUUGUUUCUGGGUUUUACUUUAGAGAAGAGAGAAACACAAGGCUCCUCCUACUUGGCACAAUUGGCCUAGUCAGUGCCACACUCUCAUUCAAUGGUGGGUGCGUUCUCAGCCCAAACCCAAGGUCUCAAGCCAACAACACCACCAGCAACCACUGCUCUGUUCAACCCAUCUCUCUCAUCAUCAUCUGAAUUGCUUUCAACUUCUCAUCUAUCACUCUUAAAGAACUCCACUUCAAUUGCCUGUGGAUUUUCUUCAAAGCAAGCUUCUUUUCUCAGAGGUCAAUUCUGUAGCAGACACUUUCUUGGGUUUGAUUACAAUCUUGCUCGAAGAAAACAAGCAGGGCAUGUUGUUUCACCAUACUGCGUCCUUCCGUUAACUGAAGAAAAUGUUGAGAAAGUCUUGGAUGAGGUACGACCUGGCUUGAUGGCUGAUGGUGGGAAUGUGGCACUACAUGAGAUAGAUGGCCUUGUUGUGGUAUUAAAACUGCAAGGAGCUUGUGGGUCAUGUCCAAGCUCAACAAUGACACUAAAGAUGGGAAUUGAGACCCGCCUGCGAGAUAAAAUACCCGAGAUUAUGGAAGUUGAACAGAUUCUGGACAGAGAGACAGGUCUUGAGCUAAAUGAGGAAAAUGUAGAAAAGGUUCUUUCUGAGAUUAGACCAUAUCUUGCUGGCACAGGAGGUGGGAUCCUGGAGCUUGUACAGAUCAAUGACUACGUCGUCAAAGUACGGUUAAGUGGACCAGCAGCCGGGGUCAUGACAGUUCGUGUUGCUCUAACACAAAAACUGAGGGAAAAAAUACCCGUUAUUGCAGCUGUUCAGUUGAUAGAAUGAUAAUAUACCAUCAAAAGUAAAUCUAUUGUGAAUGUAUGAUGCAGAGAAUGGAAAAAUUGUUCGGCCAGUUUUGUUGAAUUAUACUCAUCAAUGCCUGAAAAUACAUGGUUCCUCGUUACAUUGCAAGCUUCUUUGUAACUUACACGAAAAACAUUGCAAGUCUUA
Molecule: messenger RNA, 1141 nt
Organism: Prunus mume (Japanese apricot)
Lineage: Eukaryota; Viridiplantae; Streptophyta; Magnoliopsida; Rosales; Rosaceae
Gene: NFU3
Product: NFU domain protein 3
Biological process (GO): iron-sulfur cluster assembly
Cellular component (GO): mitochondrion; chloroplast stroma
Molecular function (GO): iron-sulfur cluster binding; iron ion binding
Source: RefSeq, a predicted model, not a curated record